AUGAAAAGCAUACAGUGGCUCUACCUAUAUGGACUAGUAAUCGUGGUGUUGAUCCCAGCCAGCUGGCAGAUUGUCCUCAACGAUUUGUCCAAUGAGUCUAGAUGGCAAUCUUUUGAAUCGAAAAGUGCUCAGAGUUUUACUUCCAACAUCAAGCGGCAUUCUGAAGGCACCUUCACCAGCGAUUUUACCAGAUAUUUGGACAAGAUGAAGGCCAAGGAUUUUGUGCACUGGCUUAUCAACACGAAACGUUACAGCUCUACAAAGAGGUCCAUAAAAGGAGACCACGACACCAUCUCCUUCCCUUCUGACCACUCACUAUUUAGGUCCGAUUAGCCACCAGACCAAGAAAUCAGCCUUGUGGAAGGAUAUUCCCACAGCUGUCUAGUGGAUCUAGUCACCUCUGACAACGAUCAAAG
Gopherus flavomarginatus (Mexican gopher tortoise) is the source of this 416-nucleotide messenger RNA. RefSeq names its product pro-glucagon-like. Gene Ontology annotation, molecular function: glucagon receptor binding; hormone activity. The record is from RefSeq and is a predicted model, not a curated record. The transcript is spliced from 4 exons. Gene Ontology annotation, cellular component: extracellular region. Gene Ontology annotation, biological process: adenylate cyclase-modulating G protein-coupled receptor signaling pathway; positive regulation of insulin secretion involved in cellular response to glucose stimulus; negative regulation of apoptotic process. Lineage: Eukaryota; Metazoa; Chordata; Testudines; Testudinidae. The coding region runs from base 1 to 333 and encodes 110 amino acids.